This is a messenger RNA of Thalassophryne amazonica, 6837 nucleotides long. RefSeq names its product GREB1 like retinoic acid receptor coactivator (gene greb1l). Lineage: Eukaryota; Metazoa; Chordata; Actinopteri; Batrachoidiformes; Batrachoididae. Gene Ontology annotation, biological process: multicellular organism development; kidney development. The record is from RefSeq and is a predicted model, not a curated record. The transcript is spliced from 34 exons. Bases 368 to 6211 code for a protein of 1947 amino acids.
AGAGAGAGAGAGAGAGAGAGAGAGAGAGGAUUCCAGCUGUACUGAGGGAGAGUUGGAUUUCCAGUCCAUUCUGUUGACUAUCAUGACAGAGUGAGACAUACCAGAGGAGAGUGAAAUUCCACAUUUCCCAGAUAUCAAGGCCUAUGCAAAAUCAAAAAUGGAAUGUUUUUGAACACGCUGUCUUCUGAUCACCUGGAUUUAACUGCAGUUGAUUUUGGACUUUUGAGGACUCACCGACUGGCUGAGGAGUCAUGGAAGGUCUAAACACACACAGAGUGACAUGUCUUUGGUGAACGUUUCUGCACAGUGACCCAACAUGUAGCAGAAGUGAACAAGCCCCUUCACGCCUGGGAACAAUCUGACAAAAAUGGGGAAUGCAUAUGCUGGACAGCUGAAGUCUGCCCGAUUUGAAGAGGCUCUCCAUAACUCUAUUGAGGCGUCACUGCGCUCGAGCAGUGGUGAUCCACAGCCUAUCUUCACACAGCUCUAUCUUGAGCCAGAGUCACAUCCUGGUAACAUGGAAGACAUUAAGCCAAAACCCGACGUCCGUGGAGGGGAGCCGGCAGGCCGGGAGCUGCUGAACAGCAACUCCUCCAAAGACCUGGAGGACUUGGAGGAGGAUGAGGAUUCAGACACCGGCAGCCCUCUUCCCUAUCUGCAGGCUCCUGCCCCUGAUGGCUGCUGCACUCUGGAUGGGUUCUGUCAGGCCGGCAAAGACCUUCGGCUGGUCUCCAUAGCAACAGAGCCCAUAGAAGUCCCAGCAGGCUUCGAGCUGGUCGGUGCAAAGUCCCCCAGCGUCCCCGAGCACAUCCUGGUGUGUGUGGUGGACCGCCGUUUUCUGCCUGAUGAGAAUGGGAAAAAUGCACUUUUAGGUUUUUCAGGAAACUGUGUGGGCUGUGGGGAGAAGGGUUUCAGAUACUUCACUGAGUUUUCAAACCACAUCAACUUGAAGUUAUCCACCCAGCCCAAGAAGCAGAAGCACUUAAAAUACUACCUGGUGAAAAAUUCUCAGGGUGCUCUGUGCAAAGGACCCCUCAUCUGCUGGAAAGAUUGCAAAACCCGUCAAUUUUCCAGUAGUGCGUCAACAUCCAAACCAAACUCAUCGUCCCUCAACAGUAAGGAAAACGGAGGUGCCGGUGGACACAGCUCGUCCCCCUUUUCUCUCUCAGAUUCUCCACCCUCCAGAACAACUCAAGCAUCUUCAGUCUUUUUUGGAGGUCAAGACCUCAACAGAGACUGCAACUUCCUCAAACCUCUUACCUCCACACCUGGGAACAAGACUCUACCAAUAGUACCCACAGCUCUGAGGGUGAAUGGGCCAACUAAUGGUCUGGGUGUUGAUGGGCGCCCUCCAUUACUGAGUCCCUCCCGGGUGUCUUUAGGGCCUCAAGGCCAGGGGUAUCGCAGCACUGAUCUAGGUGAGAGCCCAGUUUUCUCUCCUAUGAAUUCCGGUCCUCCAAAGAAGCGCCAUCGGAGCUGGCACCCCAGCUCGUUGGUACCCGUCCCACCAACAGCUGUCUCCGUACCGGCCAUCCGGCCCAUCAUUUGUUCUCAAGGCCCUGUAUUAGCAGCAUCCUCUCCUCAGCCACCAUUAACAGGGGUCAUUCAGCCCCAACCUGUUACAGCGGGCGAGACGGUUAUAGUCCCGGACAACCUGCUCAACACUUCAGGAGUUCGCCCUGUCAUCCUCAUCGGGCAUGGCACUUUACCUUACUUCUAUGGGAAUGUUGGGGAUAUUGUGGUGAGUCCUCUGCUGGUGAGCUGCUAUAAGAGCAGUCAGCUUUCAGAGCAAACUCUGGAGAACUUGGGCCUCAACAGCAGCCAGAUCCUCAACGUGGAUACAGUGAUCCUGCUCACUUUACAGUAUCUUUCACGUCUAGACUCACAACAGAUUCCUCUAAGGGAGGAGCUGGAACAGAUCGUUCUGAAGGCGAUGAUGUCCUGUCCUGGGGGUCCGACCAUCUCUUCUUCCCAGUUGCCAUGGUUGGUGCGACUGGAAGCCAGCGUCUCUGGGGGCAGCGUCCAGGUUGUGGUUACCCAUAACUCUUUGGGAGAAGGCAUUUCAGAGUCGCUGCAUUCUAUGAGUGAGGGUUCGCACCUCCAGCAGUCCCUGCCCACAUAUGUGGUCAUUAUAUGUGCCUCCAAAACGAAUGGCAACGAGUUCUGUGUGCUUGUUUUGGGAAAGUACCAAGCACGGGCCUUAGCUGAAGGUAUGCUGACGACCAACGAGUUUCUGAAAGAAAUCAGCUACGAGCUAAUCACAGGGAAAGUCAGCGUCUUGGCGUCUCACUUCAAAACCACCUCGUCAGGGGACAAUCUGGACAAGCAGCUGGUGCGAUACCAGCGUAGGCGGAAGGGACAGGCCGUCCAGCCUUUCCAGGGAGAUGUCAGUGAAAACAUCCACUCGCAGCAGGCAGCCAGCAUGUCACCACCCUCAGACAGAGCAGAACUGUUAAGUAAGGUCUUCCAGAUCUAUCCGGCGCAGCUGAGCGUAGCUCGGAGCCUUCUCUCUCAAGUCUGCUCCAUUGCUGACUCAGGGACCCAGAACCUGAACUUGGGCCGCUUUUCUAAGGUGGACUUUCUGGUGUUAGUUCCACCCUCUCAUGUUUUGGUACACCAGACAGCACAGCGCAUCCGACAGUCAGGAGUGCUUGUUGAUCUUGGAAUAGAAGACAUGUCCACAGCGCACCAAAAAUCAGACAAGUACGUGGUGCGCCUUGACAGUGACGUGCACACCAAGAUGGAUGCCUUCAUGAGGAAGGUCAAACAGAAUCCUUACACUCUGUUUGUACUGAUCCACGACAACUCACACGUUGACCUCACAAGUGCGCUGUCUGGCUCAGUGUGCCACGGGGAGCUGCAGGGUCUGGCUGACAGGGUGGUGAACUGUCAGGAGGUCUUAGAUGCCUUGAACCUGCUCGUCCUACAGGUCAGCUGCUUCCCCUACACCCUGCAGACACACCAGUCCCGCAUUACUAUUCACAACGAAGUCCACUGGCCCUCCAGUGAAAGCCUGCAGGGGGAGCAAUCUUCUGAUAGUUUGGUCUACUUUGGCCUGAGGGACUACAGCAGAUCCCUUCAGUGGGGCGUGGCCAGUCCCAUUCUGCGCUGUGACGAUGCGUUUGAGAAAAUGGUCCACACUCUACUAGAGAGGCACCCUCACCUACACAGCAUGGUGAUCCGCAGCUACCUACUGAUCCAGCAGUACACUGAGGCCAUGAUGGCCCUGACCUCUUCCCCUUCCUUGAGGGACCACAUAACCCCAGAGACCUUGGCCAUGGUGGAGGACCUGAUCAGUGCCCCAGUCCGGGAGGGCUCCCAUGGUCGGGGUCACAUGCUGCUAGUCCGUGUCCCCUCACUACAGCUGGCAAUGCUGGCCCGGGAGCGGCUAGAGGAUGUGAGGGACAAGCUUGGACUUCAUUUAUGUUUCGCUGUGCUGCUGGGAAGCCCUGCUUCAGAACUCAACCUGCCCAGAAACUUCACUAGCCGCCUCAGGGCGUGGCGAGGCUAUGACAGUGACGACUGGGUUCCCCACACCUAUGAGGACCUAGAAGGGUUACCCUGCAUCGUCAUCCUCACAGGAAAAGACCCCCUGGGAGAGACUUUUCCAAGGUCUCUGAAAUAUAGCGACCUGCGGCUGAUUGAUUCCAGCUACCUGACCCGUACAGCUUUAGAGCAGGAGGUGGGUCUCGCCUGCACGUACGUAACCGUAGGAGUUGUUCAGAACCCCAAGAAGGCCAUGGCCCCUCAGGAUGCAGACGGCGAGAAGGUUGCAGCCAACUUCAAUGAUGGAGAUGAGCUGGAAAGGCCACAGAGCAACGGCAGUGCUGUCACCAGAACAUCGGGUUCUUUGACAGAAAACGGUGUCAGUUCAUCUGAUGCCGCUGACUUGUUCCAAAAACCCUCCACUUCCACCAGCCUCCCUGAAGGUGCUGUCACUAUAGACGAGAGCACGAUGACGACGGCAUUCAAACAGGAGUGCGAUUCCCCGGGAAGCCAGCUCUCCUCCAACCCCGCCAAAGCCUCCAAGCCAUCUCCAUCCCUUUACUCCAGUUCAUCCUCUUCCUCUCCAUGCCCGUCUUCCUCAUCCACCCAGAGGCCCAGCCAGUCCACGCAGUGUGCUUGGGACGCUAAGCCAGCUCGGGUGUCACCGCGGACCAUCAUCAUGUCACGAGCGGCGUACAACCUGCUUGCCGGGGAGUCAGGGAGACAGCUGAGUUCCUGCUCUUUGUUGCCUCAUGCAGAUGUGUCCUGGAGCACCCCACUGAGGCCCAUGAUCACACACGACUUCCAGGGGGCAGAGCAGAGCAGGUACUACCGCCAGUGGACCAUCGCCAGACAGCACCAUGCUGAUUAUGGAGCACCAUCUCUGCCACAUCCAAGGCGUUUGCUACUCAGCGGUCCGCCACAGGUUGGAAAAACUGGUGCAUACCUGCAGUUUCUCCGUAUCCUUUUUCGCAUGCUGAUCAGACUGUUGGAGGUGGAUGUAUACAACGAAGAAGAGGAGGGGGCAGAGGAGGAGGAUGAUGUGUCAGAGGUUACGACUCCAGUAAAUACCCAGUGGCCUGACAUUGAAGAAAUUCGCAAGAUGCCCUUUGACCCCUACCCCCGGGACCCAAAGUUUAGGAGGGCGAGUCCUGUUUACUCAGAAAAGAUGCCAAAGUUCAUCAAAGAUUUUAAGCAAGAAGGAGAGAACGAGACAGAAGCCAAACGACAGACGGCGUCCAUACGUCUGAGCAGGUUCGCUGCUCACAAUGCCUUUCAUCACUGCGAGCAGUGUCACCACUACUGUGAAGCGAAUCCCGCCACACAGCUGUCAGAGUGUACCUUCCACGCCUUUACUUUCUGCUCAUCCAUGCUGGGGGAGGAGGUUCAACUGCAAUUUGUCAUUCCCAAAUCCAAGGAGCAGCACUUUGUCUUCAGUCAGCAGGGAAGCCACCUGGAGAGCAUGCGCCUGCCUCUGGUCUCCACCAAGGAUCCUGACUUGUUGAAGAGUCCAAUCUUCACCCCAACAACAGGACGCCAAGAGCAUGGCCUGCUCAACAUUUUUCACGCCAUGGAGGGCGCCGCCCAUCUGCACAUCCUGGUAGUCAAGCAGUUUGAGCUGACUCAGUACAGGAAGUAUUGGCCCAACCACAUCCUGCUCGUUCUGCCGGCGAUGUUCAACAGCACUGGAGUCGGUGCCGCUCGCUUCAUGAUCAAAGAGCUGUCGUACCAUAACCUGGAGCUGGAGAGGAACCGUUUGGAGGAGCAAAGCGUCAAGAGACAAGACGUAUGGCCUUUCAUUGUCAUGAUGGACGACUCCUGUGUGCUGUGGAACGCCCAGUGGCCACCAGACAGCAGUGAAAUUUCAGAUGGACCCAUCACCAACGUUUCUCUAAAAAUGGUUCUGCAGCAUAUGGAAUCUACACCUAAGAUUUCCCAGUAUGCGAUGUGCGGCACACGCAAGUGGAACAGCAGCCUGGCUCACAGGCCCCCCAAGCUGCCCUUCAGCCGGUGUCACCUCCACGACUUCGUCAUGCUUAAUGUGGACCUGACGCAGAACGUCCAAUAUGAUCUUAACCGGUAUUGCUGUGAGGAGGUGGACUUUAAUCUGAGGGUGAACAGCAGCGGUUUGCUGCUGUGCCGCUUCAACUACUUCAGCUUGAUGAAGAAACACAUUCCAGUUGGGGGCAACAGAGGCUUUAUCGUCAAACCUAAACUUGUGGAAAUCAAAAACCCGACCCCAAUCAGCCCAUCCCAGUACGUCUGUGCCCCAGACAGUGAGCAGACCCUUUUGGACGCCCCGGCCCAGUUCCUGUUGGAAAAGUUCCUGCAGAGCUGCUGCUACAGACUGUUCCCGAAGGCUGUUCAAAACAGAACCAAUCCGGUUCUGUCUAUCGACAGCUACCUCAACAUCAGCCCAGAGAUUUCUGUGUGCUACUUCAACUCUCGCCCACACUCCACCAACCUGAACCAUCAGGGCCUGGUGUUCAGCGGUCUUCUGCUUUAUCUCUGCGACUCCUUUGUUGUCUCUGGACUCCUCAAGAAAUUCCGCUUCCUGAAAGGCGCCACCCUCUGUGUGAUCUGCCAGGACCGAAGCUCCCUGCGUCAGACCAUCGUCCGGCUCGAGCUGGAAGACGAGUGGCAGUUCCGCCUGCGGGACGAGUUUCAGACGGCCAACUGCAGCGAGGAUCGGCCUCUGUACUUUUUGACCGGGCGUCACGUCUGAACUGGGACCCGCCCACAAUCACCUGCACUACUGCAGAAACACCAAUCAGAAAAAGACAUUUUGAUUCCAGAUCAGUCAGCAAUCACAAUUCUUGUCAUUCCAACGGAAGGUCAAAGAAAGUGCAGAAGAAGAUCCGGGCAGCCACGUGAGUGGAUACGCGGUCACCCAGCAUGGCUGCGUAUGCACCUGUAAUCCCAUGGUGCACUGCACCAGGCUGAGACAGAUAGAUCUUUACUCCACAGACAGUUCUACUGAGACUUUGCUGUGGAAAAAGCACAGCUGACACUGACAUUUUUUUUGUUUUGUUGUUGUACUCCCACAAACACGGAUGCUUUCUGAUUGAUGCUGUGACUAUGUGAUGAUUCUUUGUGUGCGUGGACCGUGCAGUAUGUCCCAUCCUGGAUAUACCUGUUUAUCUCAGGGUUUUAAAGGGGUGACACUUUUCUUUUCACUCAUCGCCUUUUUUUUGGCCUUCACUUUUACAUCAGAACCUGUGUCCCUUUUUACUGUGCCUCCAACACCUUUUGAAAUUCACCUAUAAUAAGAUUGUUGUUACAGAAAUCUAAUCAUAGAGGUUACCAGUUUGUAACGUGUGCAUGUGACUUUUUGAACUUUAUCAAUUUGUG